Messenger RNA from Neodiprion fabricii, 974 nucleotides. RefSeq lists its product as uncharacterized. The coding region runs from base 270 to 848 and encodes 192 amino acids. The record is from RefSeq and is a predicted model, not a curated record. The transcript is spliced from 4 exons. Lineage: Eukaryota; Metazoa; Arthropoda; Insecta; Hymenoptera; Diprionidae.
UUUUUAAAUUCUCAAUCGUGACGAAUCAUACGAAUAUAGAGCGCGGUAGAGUCCCUAGAUCUAAACGCGGCAACUGCGAUAAGACAGUACGAAUACGGGACUGAGAUAUACGGGCUACGGAGUGCAACUGCAAAUCACGCAGGCAUUAAUUGUUGAGUGCUUGUUGAAUAUUACGCGUGACGCGGACGAUAAAUUCUAUUUUUGGCAUUUUCAGUUUCCAACGUGGUUCAAAUUUUUAAGUUAAUGAUCUGGUAAGAAGAUAUUGUAAAAUGUGUGUGUGUAAAGUACCCGGGCUUGGUAAAAAAGCACAUUAUUCGGUGUUUUUCAUUGCUGUAGGAAUUGCAAUUGCACUGGUUGGUUUCCUAUCGGAAAGCGUUGAUGGUACAGGUGGCAAUGGCCCGCACAGUUGCAAAUGUGAACAUUACGGCUGUGGAUGUUGCCAACAUAUUAAAGUACAUCGAGUUCAUUUAGACGACACAGUCUGUGCGAAUGUAACUUACCUUCCUGAAGAUAUCGGACUUUCACUAACCAUCACAUUCGACUCUUACGCAGUUAUGAACACAACAGUGUCAGUUCGGAACCCUCCACCUAUCUGCAUUGGGCAAGAUUAUGUGAAAGAGUUGGAAGCUGAAAUUUGUAUACGGUUCUAUGACUUGGAUGCUAAUAAGCACCAUCUCCACGGUUGCCUCAAGUUAGACGUUGAGCUUUACAAAUUGAAACUGGCCCAUUACGACCUCGGUUGCUUCAACAUUGGAAAAAACAAUGCUACAAACAAUGUAAACAUGACAUCAAAUGCUUUGAGGACAAUUUGGUCUAAAAUCAAAGCACCACAAGUCAAUAUGAUAUGAGUAAUGCGAUCAUAUAUAUUAAUCUUCCAUUCAAAGAUACAUGUAUAAGGUAAUGUAACGUUAUUUAACUAACAAUAAGUAUUUCUAUUUUUGUAACGAAUAAAAAAUACAUUUAUUAAAUUUAAA